UCGCUAGAGAGCAAGUGAAACAUUAGAUACGAUUUACUGCGAGCACAGGCGAGCUGCUGUCCUGGGACGCAAAUAAAACGAGCCUUCUGGAUAUACAGUAACAACGAAGGGUACAUGUACACAGUUAUAUACGUGUGCAAACAUUUGGACGAAUGAGGAGAAUCUUGUUUGAAAAUAAGGUACGACAGCUGCUUUAGAUAAUCCAGCCAAGUGAAGUUAUUGGAUGCGUUCCUGACGCUCCACACAAUGUCAACAGCUGGACUCACGGCUCCGGAGAUCAGUGUGCCGUUGAAAAGCGGAUUCCUGCACGGCACCCAUUGCCACAGCAUGGGGAGUGCCAAGACUUGCUGGGAACAGCACAGCAGGCUCCAGAACUUGUACUUCAGCCUUGAUCCAGGGUCGAUGGGGUACCUUAAACAGCACCAGCAGGUCCCUGCGUCUCUGGGAUUUGAGAGGCAGGCUCCUCACACAGAGUCACUGCACUCUCACUGCUGCUCCGGGAGCGGCGUACGACUGCCACCCAAGAAGUCUCGUCCGGCUCGGCUCAACCUGUCCUCUGUCAUGGAGCCUUCCUUCCACAGCUCUUCCGAGGAGGACCAGGUGGUCCCCUCCUUCAAGAGGCUGUCUGUAAACGGAGGGUCCUUCUACGAGCGCACCCCUCCCCACACCCCGCUGAGGUCCGGGGAGCGAGGAGCCAAGCCCCUGCCCCCUCUCCCUGGCCCUGGGACCAGCGGGGAGCUCUCCCCAGACGAGGUGGACAGCGAGGUGGAGUUCUUCACCAGCUCGGACAACAUCUCGCUGAUGCAGGACAAACCCGCCGCCUUCCGCUCCAGCGCUCCCAGCCGGCGAAGCCUCAGGGGGUGCGGCCAGGUCAACCUCGCCUACUUCGAGGAUUGCGCGGCGCCAGCGUCCUCCUGCCAGCUGCAGCACGCUGAGGAGAAACGGGCAGUGCCGGAGGAGAGCCCCUGUCACAGGCAGCACGAGCGGCCCCACCGCCGGCUCCGGAGGUCGCACUCGGGCCCGGCCGGCUCUUUCAACAAGCCCGUCCUGAGGCUGUCCUGCCACCGGACCUCCCAGCGGGACUCUGAGGACAAGCCGGUGGUCCCUCCCCGGGUGCCCAUCCCGCCCCGGCCCGUUAAAGCCGACUACAGGCGGUGGUCCGCGGAGGUCACCUCCUCCAGCGCGUACAGCGACGAGGACAAGCCCCCCAAGGUGCCCCCCAGGGAACCAGUGUCCCGUAGCGGCUCCCGGACCCCCAGCCCCAAGAGCCUCCCCACGUACACGAACGGGGUGAUGCCCACGACCCAGAGCUUCGCCCCCAACCCCAAAUACGUGAGCGCCAAGGCCCUGCACAGGCAGAACAGCGAGGGGUCCCCCACCCGCUCCCCCUGCAUACUCCCCAUCAUGGAGAACGGACGCAAGGCCAGCACCACUCACUACUACCUCCUGCCCGAGCGGCCGGCCUACCUGGACAAGUUCGAGAAGUUUUUCAGCGAGACAGCCUCUACGUCGUCCUCAUCCUGCACUGCUUCCACUACUCCACUACUGGAGUUCAGUGGGGUAGCCGACAACUCGGACUUGGGGCAGCCCUGGUCUUCAGGGGGCUGCCCGUUACCCAUACCUCAGGGUUCGAACAGACUAGCGGACUCCAGAGCCAAGCCCGACAUGGUCAACCACAUGCAACAGAAACACCUCCUGGACAUCGUAUCGCUAUAGACUUGAGCUAUGAACUGAACUCAAAGAAAAAAAAAACGUACAAGUGUCACAGUAGUGAGAGAUAUUUACAAGUGUUCUUUUUAGAAGCUGGUUCCAGUAAUCCACAGUGCUUGCCUGCUGGACUUUCACUCACUUACAGUAAGAACUGCCAGGUGGUUUUGUUUUAGGUUUUUAUUUUAUUUUUUUUCUAACUCAUAAAAGCAUCCCCUUAUAAAGUGAGAUUUAGUUAAACAUGUUUGGGAAUAUUUAGAGAGAAAGACACAGAUAACACUGCAAUAUCUAAGUUUGGUCGUACACGCAAGUCAUAAUUUCUGUUGUGGGAUUUUAGCUGUCGCUGAAAUGUGUUAUUUUUGAUAUUAUUGUUGUUGCUAUAUUGAGGUUUGUAGUGAUGACAUAAGCUGGACUUAUGAGCAAUGCAAGAUGAAUGUGUGUGUGUUCUGGAGAGGAUGCUACAGACUCUGGUUUUGUGUGUCUUUGUUGCCAGGGAUGGUCAGAGAGCGUGUGUGCGUGUUGGCCUGUAUCAGUCUGGUCUCUUACUGAAAUUGUGAAAGAGCUGAAAUCUUUCUCAUGCCUUCACUUCUUUGCCUGUGCUUCAGGCUCCAGCCUCACUGAACUGGAGCAGUUCAUUUUACUGAUGUGCGUAUAGAUCUAGCGUUUUGAAAGCCAGGUGAUUCACGGAAUACUUCCUCAAAGCAGUCAAGGAAAUUUGUGUUCUGUGUGCUGACUGUACGAGUCAAACUUUGAACUCCUGCUUUGAAAAAACAAACUCAAAAUUGUCCCUCGCGUUCGUGAGACCUUUUGGAAAUUAAAGCCCUGGGGAAAAAGGAUUUAUGCAACAUACUAACGAAGGGUUCUCUGUGGCGGUUUGAAGUUCGAUGUGGAAAUCUCCCAGUAAAUAACAUCUUCCAUUUCUGCCCUGUUCUGUGUUGCAGCUCAGUUAAACUUUGCUGCUGCGGACACACAGUCGCUUGUGUAAGCAUUCAAUUACAUUUUCAAAACUGCACCUCCUGGAAAGAUUAAUAGAACAAAAGAACAGGUGAAUAAUGCAGGUGCUGUAUUAUUAUUUUGAUUGAAUCCCACCCCUGAGCGUUUUGUUUUUACAAAGUCCUAAUCUGCGUGGUACAGUAUGUGACAGUCUCAGUAUUCUUCCCUUUCACCCAAGCCUUUAGCCUUCCUCUCCCAACGCCUUUUCAAUUGUAUAGCUUCCAACGAGGCACUCUGCCUGGUUGCAAUAAAUGAAGGUUUGAUUCUGCGUAUGUAAAGCUAUCCAGUGGAUUUGAUUUAUGCUGCGCACCUGUCUGUAAUGUAAUGCUGUAUUUGGGCACAGUCAUGCAUGCUUUGGCUACUGGUAUAGCCAGGAAACGGUUCGCAAGUUUUAUAAGCGCCUCCGAGUGCUUGUGAAGCUGAAACAGUAAAUGUAGCAUUUUCUGCUGUAGCACAGCUGGGGGAACCAGGAGAUGCAAAGUGGCUUUAAAGUGACGUUUAAAUGACGCUGUUAGCCUGUCUUGUGUAGUUUAUCCCUGAAGCUGUAGCCACCUGGUCUGCUGACCUUCCCUACCUGUCAACACAAAAGCCUCAGUUGUUAUAGAAGCUGACAUAAUUACAUACCGUCUAGCUUGGAGAAUGGAAUCUGAAAGACCAGCGCACCAAGUUUGAUGUUUUUUUUUCACACGUUUUUACAUCCCUGGUCCCUGUACUUCCACCCAUCAAUGUACAAGACAACCUGCUGCAUAACUGAUGUGCAAGAUUAUUGUUAGAGUCGUUUUUGUUGUGUAUUACUCUUGUAAAGAAACCUGUUUACAUUAGAAAAACUGUUCGCUGUGAUUUAUGUGAAUUAUUUAAUAUCAUAACAUAUUAUAAGUCUUACUUUUAAACUAAAUGAAGGCAUGUUCUUCACAGAUGAAAUGCAUAUUCUCUGCUAAGAGUUAAUGCACUGGUAUUGUAAUGUGUACAGUAUUUGACAAAAUUCCCUUUGUCAUCGUGCAAAAUGUAUAUGCAAUGCUAAAUACUUGUUGUUGUUGAUGUCCUAUAGUCUUUUAAACAUAAUAAAAUGAUAUUCUACUUAUUUAUGAAA
Molecule: messenger RNA, 3790 nt
Organism: Acipenser ruthenus (sterlet)
Lineage: Eukaryota; Metazoa; Chordata; Actinopteri; Acipenseriformes; Acipenseridae
Product: ERBB receptor feedback inhibitor 1
Exons: 4
Coding region: 247-1716 (489 amino acids)
Biological process (GO): regulation of keratinocyte differentiation; negative regulation of epidermal growth factor receptor signaling pathway
Cellular component (GO): extrinsic component of cytoplasmic side of plasma membrane
Source: RefSeq, a predicted model, not a curated record